UCUGAUGAACUCUUUGUGCUCUCUCUUGGUGGCAAUUGGAAAGUCAAAAACGUGCUUCACUUAUUUUGAACAGCUCUAUCAUUUAAUCAAAUCGGGGCCCUAUUUCACCGGUCCCUUAUCACACAGAUGCACUUAGCAUCAUGUCGGGAAUGUUCAGUGUUUUGUUUUACAUAACCUACAAUAACUGUAAGUUUGUAUUAAACCGUUUGCUUCCAUACUCUAUUAAAGAAGUCACUUUUAUACUUUGACGUCUAAAUUUUAAUAUUGUGACAGUUUAAGGUACUUGAUUCAUGUAAUGCUGUGUAGUACUUUAGUUCAAAUGUAUACGCAACCUGGCAGUGUGAUGCAGCAACCAAUUGCUGAAACAACGGACGACUCCGAGGACAAGGAUGAGGUUGAUGAAGAUGGGGAAGAAGAUGACUCGAUUGAUGAGGAUACAGGUGAGGACAAUGGGGAUCGCAAGAACCACCCCAGUUCAUGCCUCAUCGCUCGCACCAUCACUCUGCAGAUGCUCAUGGCGGAUGGCCUGCUCGAACCGGGAGAGGGUGCAAUGUCUAUAGAAUACAUGGGACAGCGAUUUGUUGGCGACCUCCUAUCUGAUGGAAAAAUUCGAUCACAAGAAACAGAUAUUGUUUUCAUCACUCCAAGUGCAUGGGCAGUGAACUGCAGAAGAAUAAUUAAUCCUGUCAAAAAGUCUGGCUGUGGUUGGGCAUCGAUACGGUACAAGGGUAGAAAAUUAGACGGACUUAAGAAUAUAUUGAUCAACAGAAGAAACGAGGCAAGGAAGAAAUUGUGUGAGGAAGCUAAUGAUUAUGAGUUGGGCGUAGACAAGGAAGCCACAAUGCUAGCACCACCUCCGCCUCCUCCCCCACCGGCUCCUGCAACUACAUCAAGUGCCUCUCCAGGAACUGUAACAACAACAGUUGCAGCGAUGGUCACUGCAACAAGCACUGCUGCUGCUACUGCUGCUACGGCCCUUACCACAGCCACUGCUACAACCACAGCUCUUGCAGCAGCAGCAGCCCUGCUGCCAAAGCCUUAUGUUAGAAUGCCAGUAAAACACCACAACAUUGGAAACCGUACUAGUAUGCAUGACCCAAACAUGCUGGUGGAAUGCACAGCAUUUUCAGCCUUAGGAAAAAUCCAACCCUUUCUUGUCUCAAUAUCCACAAGUGCUUUGUUAGUUGUUGAUUUUCAUUGCCAUCUGACGUCUUCUGAAGUUUGUGGCUACCUAGCUGGACAUUGGGAUGUAAAUGGUCACAAUCUUACAAUCACUACUGCUUUUCCUUGCCGGUCUCGAUUAGAUGAUCAGGCAAAUGGACAAUUGGUUGAGAAAGAAAUCAGGAAAGAAAUAGAACAGCGAGGUUUGAUUCCAGUUGGUUGGUAUCAUUCUCACCCAGUGCUGCCCGCAUCACCAUCUCUUCGUGACAUUGACAAACAGUUAGACCAUGAAAUGCACAUGAAAGGUUCAAGCGACUCAUGCUAUACGCCUUGUAUUGGUGUCAUAUGUUCGCCAUAUUUUACUGAUACGUCUAACGUUGAGUCAAGCAUUGUUGGUUACUGGGUUGCCCCACCCCCAGAAAACAAGCCAUUGGAGUAUGGGAAACCUAUGCUUAUGAAUUAUACGAUUGCUCAGGAUGCAGUGCUACAUCCUGAUGUGGUCAAAGAGCUGACAUCAUUGAUAGAAUUUUACAAGGAGAAGCACGAUUUUCUUGACUUUAAUCAAGUAUACAAAAGUGAUGUUACAUACCUGGAAAAAUUGAAAGCUACACUCAGUCCAAAAUUCCCUCAGGAUCAAGUUGAUGGAAGUCUUUGGGGUUACAUCCGUCAACUUGUGACUCCAGGAUCAGAAGAACGUGAUAGUGACGGCAAUAUCAAGGUUUAUGCACCAGAGACUUCCAUACCCUCCACAACCACCACCGCAACAGCAACCACCAGCACAUGUUCUUCUUCCCUCAUGGUUCCUGUUCAAGUGGGAAACAAGAGUUUGUCUUGCACCUCCGUUUCAAACUCAGUAAAUUCAAAUUGCCACAGUGCAGCGAAUUCAACAUCGUCUACAAACUGUUCUUCUUCAGGGUUCUUCCUUGGAUCUGAUAUGACCAGUGCCAUCCUAGCUGCCGGAAAACUGCCUGCUGGAACAUCUUUGAUGAGUGUUUUGCCUGGGAACAAUCAAAAUAUGUUUAUCUCUCCCCUAGGUCUCAAUUUACUUAACAACACUACUAACAAGGGUUGCAAAACCACAUGCACAUCGGGAAGUAAUGUUUCAAAUUUAGCUACUAUUAGUAGUUUGAAUAAUUUGGGUAAUCUGAGCAAUUUAGGAAGUUUGGGAAAUCUGAGCAUUUCUAAUCUUGCUAAUCUCAACAAUCUCACUCUCAGUAACAUAAGUAAUCUUAGUAACUUAAGCAACCUUGCAAGUAUCAGCCUGAGUAACAAGAAUUUGACUGGAUCAAAUUUACAUACAAAUAAUUUUAGGAACAACAGUUUGAGUGUGUCUAUGACAAAUUCGACCUGCUCACAUGCUUCUCAUCUGUCCACUACUUCUUCCAUAUCUCAGUCAUUAAACUCAGUUGCAUCUGUAUCUUCAUCAAUGUCAACUCCAUUGUGCUCUGUAAGUAGUGUAAAAAACAGCAAUAAUGGUCAGCAAACAUCAAAUAAUGAUGUUCUUAAAAAAGUGGACAGUAUAACUUGCAUGGCUUCUACAAAUUUUGUCAAAGAGGAUACUGUUUUAGGAACAAAUAAUUCGGCAGGGAAUGCAAGUCCAGUAAACAACUUAUCCUCUAUGAAUAAUUCAACCUCCGUCAACAGCACAAGUGAUCUUAAUGGUAGCAAAGCUUCAAACGAUAGUCCUUCAGAAAGUGAUGCUGAACGUCCAGCAAAAAUCCCUAAACUUGAUGGUACAUCAGUUGUCACGAGAUAAACCAAGCAAUGCUUUAGGCCUUUUAACUUAUGAUGUAUUUGUAUCUUUUUUUGUCACAUAUGUACAUAGUAAUCCUUCAUUUUGCAGAAAAUAUUUUAAUGUGUAGUUUUAAUGAUUCUUUUCUGGAAAGUGUCCUUUUCCCUGUAUUAUUUGCAUUUUUUGAUAAUGUUUUGACAAAUCACUCUACCUGCUGCUGAGUGGAUCUUUGACUUUCAGAGAAUAUUUUGCCGUAUUUAAGCUUAAGUGGUUUUAUCUUUUUAUGCUUAUACGUAUCAAGCUGACAAGUUCAAAAAUGUCAACAUUCUUUUUGAUGACAACAUAUAUUCUAUAUAUGUACUUAAAUCAAUGAUUGUUGACUUAAAACUGUAAUUUUAGUUGAGUGUUUAGAACAUUUAUUGCUUUUGUUGAACACUGUUUUAGUACCUAAUUCAAUUUCAUGAUUGGUGUGGUUCUUAGAGACAGCAGAAUGCACCAAACACAGGCUUUGUUUUCUCUUCUCUUUCUUCAGUAAAGUUGAAAUAAAUUUGAUAGCAAGUUUCAUCAUGGCUUGGCAUGUGAUUUUAAUUCCUAAAUUUGUGAAUAAUUGUUAAGGCAACAAUUGUGACUUGUUUUCAAAAUCCAGUGACUAUCAUGCUAUGUGCAAGGUGUAGAGGGCACUUACGUUUUAGGGAUAGCAUUCAUUUUAGUGUAUGAGUUUGAUUGGUUGCUGUGAAAACAUAAAAGUUCUGUUUACCAUUUUGCAUGACCCUAAAGACAUUCUUCUUCCAAUAUCUUCUUGUGUUGAUAAAAGGUAAAUGUCCUCCUGGUAAUAUAUUUAGUAAUGAAUAUUUUAAAAAAAUUGUACUUUACAAGUAACUUGGGACAAUGUUUAGUGUUGCCUCUGCUAGUUCUCAGGACACAAAAAAAUUCAUGAGAAUUUUGUUUGAUUGUUUGCAUUUAUUGUAGGUGAUUUAUGAACUAGGUUUUUUUUUACAAGUGUGCAUAACUGACCAACCUCUCUAUUUGAAAGCAUAAGAUCUCAAUAAAAUUGUAAGUUACACUUAACAAACGAAUCAUGUGUAUGUGUAUUUUUAGAUACAUGGAAAGUAUUAUGUAUUUUAUCAACUUCUGUGAUGCAUGAAAUGUAUAUUUUAAACUUAAGACUCGGAAUUCUCCCCUAUUUAGUUGAGGUGGUGUAUAAAUCAAUAAAGUAGUUUGUCUUGCUAAAACAUGAAAACAUGAUGAUUGUAGCUUGAAGUGUUGCAUCAAUUGUGACAAAUAAAAAAUUAUGAUAAAGAAUCUUA
This is a messenger RNA of Thrips palmi, 4200 nucleotides long. Its product is annotated as MPN domain-containing protein-like. Gene Ontology annotation, molecular function: metallopeptidase activity; polyubiquitin modification-dependent protein binding. The record is from RefSeq and is a predicted model, not a curated record. Gene Ontology annotation, cellular component: BRISC complex; BRCA1-A complex. NCBI's taxonomy places the organism in Eukaryota, Metazoa, Arthropoda, Insecta, Thysanoptera, Thripidae. The transcript has 11 exons. Gene Ontology annotation, biological process: double-strand break repair. Bases 296 to 2917 code for a protein of 873 amino acids.